AUGGUUGCGACGGAUCCCAGCUACCCGCUUCUUCCCCUGGCUUACUUUCUGUCUGUGGUGACGCUCUCGCUCGUGAUGCUCACCAGUUUCGUGCGCCAGACAUGGAAUCGAGGCGUGGUUUUUCUGUGCUUCUGGGUCAUGGCAGAGUGCUUGACAAGCGGCGUUGAUUGCAUCAUCUGGUCAGAUAACGCCGAGCUCAAGUUCUACGUCUAUUGUGACAUCGUUUCACACAUCCAAUUGAUCACAUACACCGUCAGACCGAUGGCUACCCUGAUUAUAACACGUCGGCUUUAUUUAAUCACCAAGCUCCAGACAGUGGAGCCCCCUACGAAGAGCAUGAGACGCCGGACGGCAAUCAUAGAAUGGGUUCUAGGGUUUCUCAUCCCCGUGUUAGUGGCAGGCCCCAUCUACUAUGUCAGCCAAGGCGCACGCUUCGAAGUCGACGAAGGAUUCGGAUGCACCGAUGCAUCAGCUUCAUCCAUGCUAGAGGUCUUGACACUGGAAUCUUGGGCAAUAAUCCCUCCCCUUUUCUCUAUCAUCGUAUACUAUCCGACGGUGGUGCGAACUCUGUAUCGCCAAAACAGAGACGUCAAUAGCUUCCUAGACAGCAACGACUCGGUCUCACGAACGAACUACCAUCGCCUCUUGGCUCUAGCUAGCAUCGAUAUCCUCCUCACCUUACCCAUCGGCUCAGUAAACAUAAUCCUGCGACUUGCGUCGAGCACAUCCACGGGUACACUGCCCGUGUAUCUGGGCUGGAAUGUCGUACAUUCCGAAUGGGGACCAGCGAGCAUUUCCUACGAGUCCAUCAAGGCCGUUGGGGUAGUCACUCUGGCUCAGUUCUACUUCACCAAUUGGACAUCGCCCGUUCUUGCGAUGGCUAUAUUCUGCCUCUUCGGACUGACCGCGGAGGCGCGCGCGUCGUAUGUACGUGUGGCGUAUAUGGCAUGCGGGUGGGUUGGAUGGAAGCAGUCCAUGCGCGCACGCGACGCGGUCGUAAUAGACGACAUCGCGUUUUCUGAGAGCCCACCGGGUGAUGCUAUCGAUACUAUGGGAGGAUCGCGCAUCACCGCUGUCUACAAUGAUUUGCCCUUGGUGAAUCACGACGUCGUCUCAGAUGGGGGAAGCUCUCUACGCCACCCGUUGGAGCGGGAGCGUAUCAGCAAUGCUAGAAAGCAUUCGUGUCGAGAGCCAUGA
This is a messenger RNA of Peniophora sp. CBMAI 1063, 1197 nucleotides long. Lineage: Eukaryota; Fungi; Basidiomycota; Agaricomycetes; Russulales; Peniophoraceae. The record is from the annotation of a GenBank genome assembly.